Chenopodium quinoa (quinoa) is the source of this 2385-nucleotide messenger RNA. Its product is annotated as glucose-6-phosphate isomerase, cytosolic. Gene Ontology annotation, molecular function: carbohydrate derivative binding; glucose-6-phosphate isomerase activity; monosaccharide binding. The transcript has 24 exons. Gene Ontology annotation, biological process: glucose 6-phosphate metabolic process; glycolytic process; gluconeogenesis. The coding region runs from base 181 to 1887 and encodes 568 amino acids. The record is from RefSeq and is a predicted model, not a curated record. Gene Ontology annotation, cellular component: cytosol. Lineage: Eukaryota; Viridiplantae; Streptophyta; Magnoliopsida; Caryophyllales; Amaranthaceae.
CAAGCAGACAAGCACACAGCAAUUGACAGAAACCCACGUAUUAGCUUUACAAGGCCGUUGUCAUGCGUUGAAAGCCUGCUUCUUCCAUUCCUUCAAAAUAUUGUUAAUCUUCUCUAUCACUCGAUAAUCCCACAAAUUCCUAAUCCAAAAAUUUAACCUUCGCCAUUUCCAUUAUCUAAUAUGGCACCAUCUACACUUAUAUGUGACACAGAUUCUUGGCAAAAUUUGAAGACCCAUGUUGCUGAAAUUAAGAAGACCCAUCUUCGUGAUUUGAUGAAUGAUGCUGACAGAUGCAAGUCCAUGAUGGUUGAAUUUGAUGGGUUGCUGUUAGAUUACUCUCGGCAAAAUGCUACACUUGACACCACAAAUAAGUUGUUUCAGCUGGCAGAGGCUGCCCAUCUCAAAGAUAAGAUUAACCGAAUGUUUAAUGGAGAGCAUAUUAAUAGCACCGAGAAUAGGUCUGUUCUCCAUGUUGCUCUUCGGGCACCAAGAGAUGCAGUGAUAAACAGUGAUGGGAAGAACGUGGUCCCUGAUGUGUGGCAAGUUUUGGAUAAAAUUCGGGAUUUUUCUGAGAAAGUCCGAAGUGGUUCAUGGGUUGGAGUCACAGGGAAACCCCUGACAAAUGUAGUUGCGGUUGGUAUUGGAGGGAGCUUCUUAGGACCACUCUUUGUUCACACAGCUCUCCAAACAGAACCUGAGGCUGCUGAAUGUGCAAAAGGGCGUCAGCUACGCUUUCUGGCAAAUGUUGAUCCAAUUGACGUUGCAAGAAAUAUUACUGGAUUGGAUCCUGAGACUACUCUAGUUGUUGUUGUAUCGAAGACUUUCACGACUGCUGAAACCAUGUUGAAUGCUCGAACACUAAGAGAAUGGAUUUCCUCUGCACUUGGGCCUGCAGCUGUUGCAAAACAUAUGGUUGCUGUUAGCACUAAUCUAACGCUUGUCGAAAAAUUUGGCAUUGAUCCUAAAAAUGCUUUUGCAUUCUGGGACUGGGUUGGAGGCAGAUAUAGUGUAUGUAGUGCAGUUGGAGUUUUGCCUUUGUCUCUUCAGUACGGGUUUUCUAUUGUAGAGAAGUUUCUGAAGGGAGCUUCAAGCAUUGAUCAACAUUUCUAUUCUGCACCCUUUGAGAAAAACUUACCGGUUCUUUUAGGUUUGUUGAGCGUUUGGAAUGUUUCAUUUCUUGGACAUCCAGCAAGAGCUAUAUUACCAUAUUGUCAAGCAUUGGAAAAAUUUGCUCCUCAUAUUCAACAGGUUAGCAUGGAAAGUAAUGGAAAAGGUGUUUCAAUAGAUGGUGUAGUGCUGCCUUUUGAGGCUGGUGAAAUUGACUUUGGUGAGCCUGGAACAAAUGGACAACACAGCUUUUAUCAGCUAAUUCAUCAGGGACGUAUUAUCCCCUGUGAUUUUAUAGGAGUUGCAAAAAGUCAGCAACCUGUAUAUCUCAAAGGUGAAGUAGUGAGUAAUCAUGAUGAGCUCAUGUCUAACUUCUUUGCACAGCCAGAUGCACUAGCUUAUGGGAAGACUCAAGAAGAGUUGCAGAAGGAAAAUGUAUCUCCACAUCUUGUCCCGCACAAGACCUUCACUGGAAACCGUCCUUCUCUGAGCCUUUUACUUCCAUCUCUGACUGCAUAUAAUGUUGGACAGUUGCUGGCCAUCUAUGAACACAGAAUUGCAGUUGAAGGUUUCGUAUGGGGUAUUAAUUCUUUUGACCAAUGGGGAGUUGAGCUAGGAAAGUCACUGGCAACUCAGGUUAGGAAACAGCUUCAUGCAUCUCGCACUAAUGGAGAAGCUAUCAAAGGCUUUAAUUUCAGUACUACAACAGUGUUGGCCAAGUAUCUACAGGAGAGUUCUGAAGUCCCUGCUGAGCUUCCGACCAAGCUACCACAGGUGUAGGCUUGCAGCUCACUUGCUUUGAACAUGCAUGUCCCCAUUUUGUUUGCCAACGACCUCUAUUUUGAAGCUCAGAAAUAAAGUCUCCUAUGAAUCCUUAAUAAUCAGAUUUCGAGCUGGCAUCCAACACCUAUGAGUUACUGUGAGACUACUGUGACAGUUUAUUGAAGGAAUGGAUUGCCAGAAAUGGUUGUAUUUAACUCUUAAGCAACACGGAAUAAAUAAUGAGUUACAAGUCCAGCUGCUUUGGCAUAAAAUGCAAUUCAGCUUAACUGAGACUUCGUCACUUUUGCCAAAUUGUUGUGUCUGAUGUUCUCCUUAAACAAGUUUUAGCUCUAUUUUCAUGACAAGUUAUAGAAGAAUGAUGUACUAGUAUUUUCAUGUAUGAGGGAAUGAAGAACAAUAAAUUUCCUUCUUUGCGUGUUCAGUGGCGAAUUUAAUGCUCAAAUUCUUGAGAUGAUUAUCUUGAAAUAAUGAAUCUAGGUCUGAUUUCUUAUUGCA